CGCGCCAAACACGAGCAUAUAUUUUUGCCCCAAAGACUGGUCACACUGCAGCGAAGCGCGAAAUAUUUUUCGAAGUAUUUUUGUGGACCUAGAAAUUGCGAUACUAAUUUCUGCAGAGGAUUAGCCCAGGAGAGACAAGGCGACCAUCAUGUCAGAUGCAGACUACUUGUUCGCGCUGAACCUGCAGAACCAGCUGAAUGCUGAGUCAGACCAAAGUUACACAGCCGCGGAUGCCAGCAAAGACACGGACUACCAGCUGGCACGCAGGAUUCAGGCCCAAAUGGACGAGGGCGAGGAGGGUGGUGAUAGCGAGCUGGACAGCAGUAUCCAGUUCGUCUACCCCAAAUCGAAUCAGCCAAAAUCAACAAAAAUGGAGAACACUAAAAUCAUAAACAAAAAACGAGGAGCGGCUCCCACGAAGCCACCAGUGCGCGCUAUUCAGGCCAGCUAUGAUGACUAUCUCAAUAAGACGAUAAAUCUGGUGCAUCCGCAGUGGGAGCUGGUCGAUCCCACUCCGGACAUCUACUCCAUGUUCAUACGAUUCGACGAGAAGUUCUUCCAAGAGCGCCUGGGCGCCGUCUCCCUGGAAUGGAGCAAGAAGAUGUACUCGUGCGCUGGAAUCUGCUACCAGCGUGGCAAUCGCUUCGUCAAGGAGGUGACCAUUCGGCUCAGUGAGCCGCUGCUAAAGCUGCGUCCGCGCAAGGAUCUCGUGGAGACGCUCUUGCACGAAAUGAUCCAUGCCUACUGCUUUGUGCUCAACAUCCGCGAGGGCAACGGUGGCCAUGGACCCAAUUUCAAGCGCAUCAUGGAGACGAUCAACAAGGUGGCGGGCACCAACAUCACCGUUUACCACACUUUUCACGACGAGGUGGCCUCCUAUCGCACACACAUCUGGCGCUGCACGGGCAUUUGCCGGGAGCGCUCACCCUUUUGGGGCUAUGUUAAGCGGACCAGCAACCGAGCGCCCGGUCCGAACGAUGAGUGGUGGGCGAGGCAUCAUCGUGAGUGCAGCGGCACCUUCAUGAAGUUGGGUGAACCAUCGAAGCCCCCCAAGCCGGAGACCAAGUCCAGGGCUAAGAAGUCCACACCGGCGGUGGCCGCGCCCAAGGAAGACAUACGCAACUGGUUCGACCAGCCGGCAGCCAAGAAAGCGGCCACCGGCACAGCUUUGCUGGGCGAUCUGGCAAAGGCGGUGCCGCCGACUUCUUAUCCCGGACUCUCCUCCGAACCCUUUGCCAUGCCCAAGACCCCAGCUGCUCGCACAAACCGCAACACAAGUGGCGGAGGCAAUGAACUCGACAAAUCAGGUUCGAAAGCCACCACUGAAAUAAGCGGACAGGGCUACAGUCUUGGUGGCUCAAGCGCUAUAGAAAACAUCGAUAUUAGUGACACUGAUGUUCCCGAUCCCGCUAAACUUCGUCAAAUUCGACUUGAGCGUUUUAGCGGAGAUGCUUCCAACAAGGGACAGAAUAAUUCUGAAGCAGAUAUUACCAAAAAGAGGCGUCGUGUUUCCAGCGACGGCGAGAUAAUCACCUGGGAGUCCUACGAUGAUGACGUAAUGGUCAGGGAUGUCCAUGUGCCCUUCGUCAACUUGGUUGACAGCGAUAGUGAUGAAGAGGAGAUGAAGAUGCCAGCUGGCAGGAACACCAUGAGCAGUCAAGAGCGCACGCAGAAUAUCAAGCGCCAGGUAAUGGAGGAUGAGUUGACCUUGUGUGAGGACGAUAUUCUCUUAAUUGAUGAUGAAUACGACGAUGAGAUGGCCGCAAAUGACUCUUUAACAGCCGCCACGGAACUAGCUGACCAAUCCAUCAUUGAUGAUAUUUUUGGAGAGGACACCCUGCUGAAGGAGUUCCAGCGUGAGAACGACGUGCAGCCCACUUGCUCAAGCUACGGCAAGAAUACGGGCAACGACAUUGUAUCUUGUCCCAUUUGCUUUGAGAAGAUGAAGCGCACUGAGUUGUCCAAUCACUUCGAUGGCUGCGCCAUUAUGGUGCGCUUGGAACCGCCAUCGUUUAAGCCUAAAAACCGUCGACCAAGGGCUUCCUUUACCUCUAAGGACUCCUCAGGAUCUUCCACAUCACGCGGCGCCAAAUCGAAAGCCAAGUCAUCAAAACGAAUUCUUCGCAGCUCCGGUUACACAGAAAAGGAGAUCGACGAGCUCAACCUGAGCUCCUCCACUGACUCGUCUGCUCUGCUCUCCAGCGAGGACGAACUUACUCCGCGUCAGCUCCGGCAGCGCAACCUCUUCAAACAGACCGUCGGCUGUCCCAGAUGUGGCCUGGAGAUCAUGCCCCACCACCUGAAGGCGCAUCGAUAUGUCUGCGCGGGUUGCAAGAAGCGCUAGGACGGCACCUUCUGCAAACCAUAAUUCGUUAAAUAGAGAAAGUACUUCAAAAA
Messenger RNA from Drosophila simulans, 2397 nucleotides. RefSeq names its product DNA-dependent metalloprotease SPRTN-like. The record is from RefSeq and is a predicted model, not a curated record. Gene Ontology annotation, cellular component: nucleus. The transcript has 4 exons. Gene Ontology annotation, biological process: DNA repair. NCBI's taxonomy places the organism in Eukaryota, Metazoa, Arthropoda, Insecta, Diptera, Drosophilidae. Bases 149 to 2344 code for a protein of 731 amino acids. Gene Ontology annotation, molecular function: polyubiquitin modification-dependent protein binding; single-stranded DNA binding; metalloendopeptidase activity.